AUGGCCCUGCUACCUCCUCAUCCUCUACCAGAUGUACUGAUAUACAUGCCCAUUUCUUUUUCUGUACUGGGGCAGCUGGUACGGGUGCUGGUUGGCACUGGCACGUGGGGGUUCAUGGAAGUGGAGCCACUGUGGGGAGGUGGCGCCGCAGUGGAAAGCAGGCUUGCUGUGGUGGAAGGUGACCACAAAUCUUUUACGGAGGUUGACGCAGAUUUCCAUGCUAGAAUACCAGUGGUGAUGUGCAGAGAAAAGCAAAGUGGCCUUAUUUGUAAAGUGAGUGCAGGGAAUGAGAAUGCUUGUCUGACAACAAAGCAUUUGACUGCGAUUGGAAAAUUGGAACCUACUGUAGUACCUUUAGUGAUUGCCUUCAGGUACUGGGCAAAGUUGUGCUGUGUUGAUCGUCCUGAAGAGGGAGGCUUGUCACCUUAUGUGUUCGUGUUAAUGGUUAUUUUCUUUCUACAACAGAGGAAAGAGCCUUUUCUGCCUGUCUAUUUGGGAUCCUGGAUUGAAGGAUUCUCAUUAAACAAAUUAACUAAUUUUCGUCUGAAGGAAGUAGAGAACGAUGCUGUAGUUUGGGAGCAUAGCCCCACUGAUGAUUCUGAUUUGCCUCAAGAAACUUCCCCUAGAAGCGGCAAGGUUCCCUUAGUGUUUGAUUCAGGGCAGCGGUGUUCAGCACUUGCUGGUCAGCUCUGGGUAGAACUGCUUCGUUUCUAUUCAAAGGACUGGCCUAAAAAGCGCAUUGCUGUGGAAGACCCAUAUUCAGUCAAAAGGAACGUGGCAAGAACUCUGAACAGCCAGCUAGUGUAUGAAUAUAUUCUCCACUGCCUGAGAGCAACUUACAAGUAUUUUGCCUUGCCUCACAAAAGAAGGGGAAGAUUGAGGAAAAAAUCUUGUCCAAAUACCAGUGAGGAGAAAUCCCAAAUGCUGGACCAUGGAAAAGAUGUUAUAAAGCAUGAAAAUUCUGAGUUGCAGAACUUGGAUGGUAGAACAAACACAGCCAUAGUGGAAGAUUGUAUAACAGAGGCUACAGCUAUGUCCCAGACACAUAGAACUGAUCCUUCAGAACUGUGUGAUGUCUCGGAAAGCUUCACGGAAGAACAACUGGCUGAUGAUAUAAGUCAUUUGGGAAUUGUCUAUGAAGAUUCAGACUGUAUAAUUGAGGAGGUUAUUUCUGGAGAUAAUGAGGACUAUAAACCAAGUUGUGAAGAGACAGAGAGUGGAAAUGAAGAGGAAGAGGAGGAGGAGGAGGAAGAGGAAGAACAUCAACAACAACAAAGAAGGUGGAAUAAUGUCCUGACUACUGAGCAGGGAAUAGAUGAAGACAGUGAUAGUGGAGACCUUUCUGUUCAAGUGAAUGAGCAUGAUAUGGAGACAUGUCGUACUUCCGACUUCGAAAGUUUCCAAAAUUCUGCACUUACAGAGAGUGAUGAGUGUGGCUUAGAGUGCAGAGGUAUAAUGGAUGACAAGAUGGACAUUGACGAGGAGAGCACUGAAGGUACUGAUGAACUGGAUGAAUCCCCCCAAAAAUUCGUAUGUUUACCAGAGAGUCAAAUAUCCCAAAUGAUUAAUUCAGAUGAGGAGGAGGAAGAACCAAGUCUUCUAAACCUGGCAGAUUGUGAUGUUAUCCUAAGGGCUGGAAAUGAACUGGACAACACAUACACUGGAUCUGGAGAUGAUGAUGCCCUGUCAGAGGAGGAGGAUGAUUUUUCCAUCCCACAUAAAUAUGAGAAAAAAUAUUUUGAAGAGAAUGUGGAUGGACUUCUGAGGAUCAGUUUGAGUCUAGAGGAUCUUACUGAGAAAGGAAGCCUCUUCGAAAAGAGCACAGCAACAGAACUGUGCUUAGAAUCUGAACUUUUUUAUGAAUUCAGUAAACCAGCUUUUACAAAGGGCAAGUCUCCUACAGUAGUAUGUAGCUUGUGCAAACGGGAAGGUCAUUUAAAGAAGGAUUGUCCAGAAGACUUCAAGAAAAUUGAGCUUCACCCAUUGCCACCGAUGACACAUGUAUUUUCAUUUAUUCUGGACCAAGUUUGUAUCCAGUGCUACUAUGAUUUUGCUCCAACUACUCUUGAGGAUCAGGUUCGGGAAUAUAUAAGACAAAACUUGGAAAACUUCAUUAGACAGGAUUUCCCAGGAACCAAGCUGACGUUGUUCGGGUCAUCAAAAAACGGCUUUGGCUUCAAACAAAGUGACCUUGAUAUUUGUAUGACGAUCAAUGGGCUGGAAACUGCUGAGGGUCUUGAUUGCAUCAGAAUCAUUGAAGAGUUAGCAAAAGUUCUCAAGAAACAACCAGGUUUAAGAAAUGUCUUGCCUAUAACAACUGCUAAAGUCCCGAUUGUCAAAGUUUUUCAUGUCAGAAGUGGCCUUGAAAUAGACAUCAGUUUAUAUAAUACGCUGGCCUUGCAUAACACACGACUCCUGUCAUCAUAUGCAGCCAUUGAUCCUAGAGUAAAGUAUCUGUGUUACACCAUGAAAGUCUUUGCGAAGAUAUGUGACAUUGGAGAUGCAUCUCGAGGUAGCCUUUCUUCUUACGCAUAUACUCUUAUGGUGCUUUAUUUUCUUCAGCAGAGAAAGCCACCUGUCAUCCCUGUUCUUCAAGAGAUCUACAAAGGCCCAAAAAAGCCUGAAAUUUUAGUUGAUGGCUGGAACGUUUAUUUCUUUGAUAAGAUAGAGGAGUUGUCAGUUGUUUGGCCAGACUAUGGCAAAAACACUGAAUCUGUUGGGCAGCUGUGGUUGGGACUUCUCCGUUUCUACACAGAAGAAUUUGAUUUCAAAGAACAUGUCAUCUGCAUUAGAAGAAAAAAUCUGCUUACAACUUUCAAGAAGCAGUGGACCUCCAAAUACAUUGUAAUUGAAGACCCCUUUGAUUUGAACCACAAUCUUGGAGCUGGAUUGUCAAGAAAAAUGACCAAUUUUAUAAUGAAGGCUUUUAUCAAUGGCCGAAGGGUAUUUGGUACUCCUAUAAAAACGCUUCCUAAAGAAUAUCUAUCAAAAAUGGUGUACUUUUUUGAUCCAGGGAUACUAACGGAAGGAGAAUUGGCACCAAAUGAUAGAUGCUGCAGAAUUUGUGGCAAAGUUGGCCAUUUCAUGAAAGAUUGUCUCAUGAGAAGAAAACUUAGACGGCGUCGUGAUUACGAAGAUAGCAAAAACCAGAGGUACACAGAGAGCAAGGAGAAAAGAAACAAAGAUGACAAAGAAACUCUGAAUAAAACAACAGAAAAGGAGAGCUCAAUCAAGGAGGGGAAACUGCAUCUGUGUACACCUCAGAAGAGGAAACCAGCAAGGGUAAUAGUGGAAACUGGAAGAGAAAAGACUCCCAGGCAGUCAGCAGAGAAGUGGAAGCACCUGGAAGACAGAGAAGUAAGAGAAAAACGUUGUUUCAUCUGUGGAAGAGAAGGUCAUAUUAAAAAGGAGUGCCCACAGUAUAAAGGAGCUGCAGGUGGUUCAAAACCAGAAGUGUUGUGUGGAUCCCCUUCUUCACCUAGCGCUGCCAAACACACUGGAAGAUUAAAUCAGGGAGUGCUCAUACAUGAGGAAAAAAAGAAACAAAAAGGAAAAGUAUUCUUGAGUCCCCAGUCAGGCAGCCUUUCCAAUAAGUACAUGACUCAGGGAAAAGCCUCACAGAAGAGGACCCAACAGGAAUCAUGA
This is a messenger RNA of Eurypyga helias (sunbittern), 3645 nucleotides long. RefSeq names its product zinc finger, CCHC domain containing 6 (gene TUT7). The record is from RefSeq and is a predicted model, not a curated record. Bases 1 to 3645 code for a protein of 1214 amino acids. The transcript has 24 exons. Gene Ontology annotation, molecular function: nucleic acid binding; RNA uridylyltransferase activity; zinc ion binding. NCBI's taxonomy places the organism in Eukaryota, Metazoa, Chordata, Aves, Eurypygiformes, Eurypygidae.